Zophobas morio is the source of this 898-nucleotide messenger RNA. RefSeq lists its product as uncharacterized. The record is from RefSeq and is a predicted model, not a curated record. NCBI's taxonomy places the organism in Eukaryota, Metazoa, Arthropoda, Insecta, Coleoptera, Tenebrionidae. Bases 55 to 786 code for a protein of 243 amino acids. The transcript is spliced from 4 exons.
ACCCACCUAUAAAAACAGCGUUUUUCGUCCGCCCGCUCUUAAAAGUAGCCCAUCAUGCGAACAGUGCUCACCUUCCUACCACUGCUGGUGCUCAGCGCCGGUGUUAAAAUACCCCCGAACUUCCACAAGUGCAACCGGAAGAGCCCGGAUUUCAAAACCUGCUUGUUAGAGUCCGCCAGAAAGGGGGUCCGGGAGCUAGUGAGACCCUACCCGGAACUGACCAUCCCCAGCCUGGAACCUUUCGAGCUCACGGAAGCCACCAUCGGAGGGACAGAGGGACCAGUGAACAUCCAGCAAAAAUUCAAAAAGUGCAAGUUCUACGGAUUGCCGAAGUUGCAGCUGGACGAAUUCGAGGUAAAUUUUGAGGAGAAGUGGGGCAAACUGAGCGGGGUGUUCCCCGAAAUUCAAAUGCUGUGCGACUACGAAAUGAAAGGGCAGGUUUUGGUGGUAACUGUUGAUGGAAAGGGCAACAGCACGAUUAUUCUGAAGAAUGUGAAAGCCAGGGAUGUUCUUUCGUUCGACGAGAUGAAGAAGAAGGGUAAAACGUAUCUGAGGUUUAAGACCAGUGCGCUCAAGAUUGAUCCGGAGUUGGUGGUUUUUAAUUUUGAGAGUCAUGUUGAUAAGGCUUUUACUAAUUCUCUUAAUCCGGUUUUGAAUGAUAACUGGAAGGAGAUUUUUGACGAUGUUAAAGGGAGUUAUGAGGAGAUGUUCGACCAGAUUGCCUUGAGUGUGAUUAACAGUUUUUUCAAUAAAGUGACUUUAGAAGAGGCUUUUGAUAGUGCGUGACCAGCCAGAAGACUUGGAGUCAUAAAAUGUGAUACUUUUUUUCAGCAUUUAUAAAUUUACGUUUUCAAAUUUAAGGUACUAAGUGUUUAUUAUUAAAAUUUUACACAAUCAA